Molecule: messenger RNA, 3264 nt
Organism: Gasterosteus aculeatus aculeatus (three-spined stickleback)
Lineage: Eukaryota; Metazoa; Chordata; Actinopteri; Perciformes; Gasterosteidae
Source: RefSeq, a predicted model, not a curated record
CCGGAAGUGUUGUGAGUGGCGUGCUGGCGGUGCAGCUCGUCUUCUGUGCGCGCUGCUGUCUCGGCUUCUCGCUCCGUCAAAGUCAGGCAAAGUCAGGAGUUUUUACACAUUGGUGAACACGGAAAGGCAGACUAGUUAACGCGGGAACCAGAAGAUCAGAACCGACCUUUACCGGCCGCUGUUUGUCCGUCCCUCCGCUCCGAAUGGCGGAAGUGAGCCAACCGGUUGUUAACGUUAGUGUCAUCCCUGAGUAUGAAGGGAAAGAAGAGUUCAAAAAGAGCGAAAAUGUUGCUUUCUACAGGCGACAGAUCCAGGGACCAAACUUGCACCACAGAGUCCUUUUGGACACGAUGGUGCUGACGGAGAAGGGGGCUCGGUUUGAACUGUUGGAACCUGACACACAGGCAGCGCUGCUUCUUUGUGUGUCGCCUUGCAAAAACGACACGGUGAGGAUACUAAUAGAUGAACUGCAGCCCAUCAAAGCCCGCUACCGAGUUCCAGAUGUGCUAACGGGGGAACCGCAGUGUGCGCAGCUGAGAGUGGAGCGACAGUCCAAGGACUCGGUCACGCUGUCUUGGUCUGCAGGGCGUCACCAGGUUUGCGUUUGGCGUUUUCCUUUCCGACUGGAGAUCCUGUGUGAGGACAAAGUGAUGGUCACCUUCAACUCCAAAGGCAAACUGUGGUUGGAGACGCUGCAGGAUCCACCCAGUGAGCUUCAAGACGACCACACAGGUUCAUUAUGGAAAGAGACGUUCAGGCAGUUUGAGGAUAUCAAAGCUAAUGGUCCCAGCAGCAUCGGUUCCGACCUCUGUCUCCACGGGUUCAGCCACGUGUACGGUCUACCAGAGCACGCCGACGGCCUUCAGCUCAGAGACACCAGAGACGGGGACCCUUACCGGCUGUAUAACCUGGAUGUCUUUGCGUAUGACUUGUACAGCCGCCUCGGCCUGUACGGCUCUGUCCCGCUGUUAGUGGCCCACAAACCAGACAGGACUUUGGGUGUGUUCUGGCUGAAUGCCUCUGAAACGUUUGUUCACGUCGGUUACAGCAUGUCGGCUCCUCGGGAUGGCCAAACUCCCCCACUGAAGACGAGGCUUGUGGAGCCACAGACUGACGUCCACUGGCUGUCAGAAAGUGGUGUGAUUGACUGUGUGGUUCUGCUCGGGCCCGGUCCACAGCAGCUGUUCACGCAGUACGCUCAGCUGACAGGAUAUCAAGCGCUGCCCCCUUUGUUCGCUCUCGGGUACCACCAGAGCCGCUGGAACUACAACGAUGAGGCUGACGUGAAGGCUGUGGACGCUGGAUUCGAUCGCCACGACAUCCCCUACGACGUCAUCUGGCUGGAUAUCGAGCACACCGAGGGGAAGCGUUAUUUCACCUGGGACUCCGCGCUUUUCCCCGAACCGGCCAACCUGCAGCGCCACCUAGAGGAGAGGAAGAGGAAGUUGGUGGUGAUAACCGAUCCUCACAUCAAGAUCGACCCCGGUUGGUGGUUGUCUAAUGAGGCCAGAGAUGGGGGGCAUUUCGUAAAGAACAGAGACGGGCAGAACUAUGAGGGAUCGUGUUGGCCUGGUAAUUCCAAUUACCUCGACUUCAGCAGUCCAGACACUCGAGCGUGGUACUCUAGAUGUUUCAGCCUGGAUAAGUACAAAGGAUCGACACCAUCGCUAUUUGUGUGGAAUGAUAUGAACGAACCGUCCGUGUUCGACGGGCCGGAGCAAACGAUGCCCAAGGACGCAGUGCAUUAUGGGGGAUGGGAGCACCGUGAAUUACACAACCUGUACGGCUUCUACCAGCACAUGGCCACAGCGGACGGUCUGAUUACUCGCUCAGGCGGCUCGGAGAGACCUUUCGUCCUUUCACGCUCCUUCUUUGCUGGGUCACAGAGACUCGGAGCAGUAUGGACAGGUGACAACGUCGCCAGUUGGAAGUAUCUGAGUAUCUCCAUUCCGAUGCUUUUGUCUCUGAGUGUGACGGGCAUCGCAUUCUGUGGAGCUGACGUCGGCGGGUUUGUUCAGGACCCGGAGCCGGAGUUGCUGGUGCGCUGGUACCAGGCGGCCGCCCUGCAGCCGUUCUUCAGAGGUCACUCUGCAAAGGGGACGAAGCGCCGGGAGCCCUGGCUGUUUGGGGAGAAAGUCACCGCCGCUAUCCGCACUGCGAUCCAACAGAGGUACUGUUUGCUGCCUUACUGGUAUUCUCUGUUCCACCUGGCUCACACCUCCGGUCUGCCUCCUCUCAGACCUCUCUGGGUGGAGUUCCCAGGAGAACAGAGCACCUUCGCUGUGGACCACCAGUAUAUGAUCGGUGGAGCACUGCUGGUCAGUCCUGUAACCAAGCCGCGUGUGCAAGAAGUCCGAGUCCUUCUUCCUGGAUCUGGUGAGGUUUGGUACGACGUCCACACUGCAAAGGCGCAUAAAGGAGGCCAGACUCUGAGUGUUCCCGUCACCCUGGACACAGUUCCUGUGUUCCAGCGUGGCGGCUCGGUGGUCUGCAGGUCAACAGGAAGCGGUUCCUGCACAGCCGAACAGCAGCAGCUCCCCCUCUCUAUCACGGCGGCCCUGAACUCUGAGGGACUCGCUGAUGGGGAGUUGUACCUGGACGACGGCCACUCCUUCGGCUACCGGGACAGAAAGGCCUUCUGCCUGCGCAGGUUCAGCCUGCUGUCAGGCCGUCUGCUCUGCCGUCCCGGCAGUGAAGAAGGAACCUUUGCCUGCGGCGCCGUCGUUCAGUCCGUCUCCGUCCUGGGCCUGAGAAGCAAACCCUCCACCGUGGUGCUGCACGUGUCAGGCGCCAAAGACUCCUUCGCUGCGUUUGAGUGGACGGAGACCUGCUGCAUGCUGACCGUGAACAAGCUGAAGCUCAGAGUGGCGAUGGACUGGGAGAUGGAGAUACAUGAAGAACUUGGACCAAAAGGCCGUCACGUCGGUCCGAACCUUUUUGUUCCUUUAACCUUUGACCGCUCUUUAAGACUCACUCUAGCAGUCUAUUGGUGUACAUCUAUGAAUUUGCACUUUGCCAAAAGAUGAAUAAUACGGCCUGCUCUAGUUAUGCUGAGACUGCUCAACGCUGAGCUCCAUUGAGAACAGGUUUAAAGGGGUUGAAUGCCUUCUGCUGAGGCAGGGCAUCGACCCACCACUCUUUACAUGCCCUCGGGCCCUUUGUGUCGCCCAACAAUGAUGCACCGGAGCACCACAGCGCCCGCGGAGGUCAUUGUCCGCGCCGGCCAAUGGGAGAGCUACGGACGGACGUUCAUGCGAUGUGUGA